Messenger RNA from Vollenhovia emeryi, 3005 nucleotides. RefSeq names its product tyramine/octopamine receptor-like. Gene Ontology annotation, molecular function: dopamine neurotransmitter receptor activity, coupled via Gi/Go; G protein-coupled receptor activity. The transcript has 4 exons. Gene Ontology annotation, cellular component: membrane. Lineage: Eukaryota; Metazoa; Arthropoda; Insecta; Hymenoptera; Formicidae. The coding region runs from base 1994 to 2791 and encodes 265 amino acids. Gene Ontology annotation, biological process: adenylate cyclase-activating adrenergic receptor signaling pathway. The record is from RefSeq and is a predicted model, not a curated record.
ACCCCUCUCGAGCGCGCGCGAGCAUUCGGGAUUCGAGGCGGUGUGGAAACUCGAGCAGACAGCCAGUCGCUCGCCGUACGCUCCACACGACGUGGCUCGAGAGUGCCGCCUGGCCGAUAUCGAGAUAAACGACGACGAUGAUGACGGUGGUGUGAUGGCAAUCCUCGUCAAUCGAUCCCGGUCCACGUCGUAACUCGGCAUCGUCCUGAAACGCCGACGGACACUCGGCGAUCUCUCGCGCGUCCCAAUUACUCGAUCGUCGAUCGUCCCUCGCCGGAAUCCACAGGUACCUUCGCAGGUUGUGGAGGUCGACGGUACUCGCGCGCGGAACCGCCGGAUCGGAUUGCAGCUGUCGCCGUGAAUCGAUUAGGAGCAAUCGGGAGAUAUCGCGUUUCCUAAAUACCCUAGUUCAGACAAGAAUCUCGUCGUGCGACGUGCCUGCUAUGUCGGCCACGAGAUCGUGAAGCGGACGAGACGACUUGCAGGGGCACGAAGGGUUUAGGGGCGAGACUCGGCCGGAAAAUCGACUGGCUUCGAGAUCAAACGCGCACACGAGGGAGUAUCCAGUAAACGGUGAUCGAUCGGGGAUAAUCGCUCAUUUCCGCCGAUCAGUGACGACCCUUAUGGACCAGCGCGUGAGGCGUGUACGCGUUUCGUCGGCGCGGCUCCGUUUUAGCUGUUGCAGGACCAAAUUUCUGGCGAGGAAAUUCAACGUCGAUCGACGGGGCAGCGACGCGGCGAAAUUAGCUGGAAGUGCCGGCGGAUCGGAUUAACGUGAUUGCCGUCGUUGCGAAUAGCAAUUCCGCCGUGCCUGCUAAUGGCUGCUGAUCCAACUGGAGACUCAAACAGUGACAGUGAAUCAAUCGCGAGGAGCGAAGGCUGAAAGGGGGCUAAGCCGCAGGGAAGAGAGUUGGCGGGGUGCGGACAACCGAUGAGAGAAGUUCAGAGAAGAGUGCAAGUUUGCGGGGAAGAUUGAGGGACGCGAUCCGAGCGGCCGGAAAAGGGGCGCAAGUGUUAUUUCCAUAGAGAAUUUAAUAAGCCUUCGUAAACGCCGGUGGAUCGGAUACGACGUCGACGGGGGUUUUCGAUCCGCUGUCGCAAAAUAUUUCAGGCGAUCCGUCGGCACUGAAUGGCGCGGCUUAAGACGGCUUCCCGUGUGCAUCGCCGUAAUCGCGCGCCGCGCGUAAUCGAAACGAUAGUAGACUGAGGAGCUCGAAGGCUUUUCCCUCGUGGUCGUACCCCUCUUUCGCUUUCUCUUCGUCCCCCCCCCUCUCUCUCUCUUUCUCUGUCUCUUUCUCUCUCUCUUGCCGGUUCGAUUUUAACGGCAGACACGCGAUACCAGGAGCGCUUCGCCAUGUACGCGUAACAUCAUGUCGACGUCUGUGCGUGACACAUCGUCCUCCCGUGGCCACGUCGAAAGUGACGGUGCACCCCUCGGCGCGUCGAGGAGUGUCAACGGAACGAGACUCCGAUCUGCCGGUUCACGACAACGCGGAUGCAGGAUCACAUAGGCCGUGCUCUCGCGACGUCACGACUCCAUGGAUCGAUCGCGCGGAAGACUCGCCGUGAUCUGGGAAUGUCCCGUCGCGGAUAAUCGUCGAUCGUCGAGCGACGUUGCUGCCGGGAUGGACGAAAUCCUGGAGGUAGGAUUCAACUGAUACGCGUCUAAGCCGGGGAUCCUGGAAAACUGUGCGACCGGCCAAGGGGCCGGCUGGAAACAGUACCUCUUCUUGCUGGCAAAGAGGAUCAAGGAGCCUUAUCGUACUUGCUACCCAGACGAAGAAAAAGAACUCGAGGAGAGCGAGAAGAGACGACGGAAGGAAGAGACGAAAGGGAAGAGAGCAGGGAACCUGAACGUAGCCGCGAAGAUAAGUGACCUGAAGAUGUCGGGCGUAGGCAGAAAGAUGAAAUCCCGGGCGAGACGCUCCAAGAUCUCGUGAUUGGUGUCAGCGGCUGGCUGAGGGGACAAGGUCGAUCGCGUAGGUCGACCGUGAUGGAGGCGAGAGCGAAUGACACGUUCGUCAAGUCGGUCCUUCGAAACCUCUCGCUGACCCGCGAGCAUCGGCACCUGGACGAGCCACCCGGAGGAGAGGUGGUCUCAAACGCCAUCGAUGUUGUCACUACGAUCGUGCAGGAGGAGAAGAUGGCGGACUUUCUGGGCGAUGCCCUCGCGAGGAAUGACAGCGACGUCGACGGCGGCGAGUCCAGUUGGUUCAACGACUCGACGACGACCGCCGCCGUCUCGACCCUGUCUGCCUCCUCGUCCUUCGCGGAAUCCACGUCGUCGUAUUCCACCUCGAGUGUCGACAACUACACCGGCAGCGUGUCCGACCUCUUUGCCUUCGACGACCUGAGCGAUUACAUCAACCGACUCAACUACAGCGUGCUUGUGAACCUGACGGCCUACUACGACGACGGUGCGGGUCUGAAUCUCACUAGCGUCAAUUGCACGUCGUCGAUAGUCGCCGGGGGUGCCGUUAGGCCGGGCGAGUGCGCUGGAACCGCCGGCGUCGACGAGAAGUCUAACCCGAACAGCUGGUGGGCCCUAAUACUCGUGAUCGUGCCGUGUUUGACGCUUUUCGGUAACGUGCUCGUCAUCCUAGCGGUGGUGAGGGAACGGGCGCUGCAGACUGUCACUAACUACUUCAUCGUCAGCUUGGCGGUCGCCGAUCUCCUCGUGGCGGUGCUCGUUAUGCCGUUCGCCGUCUACGUACUGAUAUCCUGCGAGUGGAGCGUUAAGACUACUCUCGUAUGUACGGAACGAAGAUUCGCACAUGUACAUGUUCGUUAAAUGUGAUGGCCCCAUCUUCUGGUGAGAGAUAUCAAUUAUUAUCAUCGUAUUCAUUAAGCGGCCUUAAUUUAUCAUGCCUGUUGCUACUUAUUCAGUAUUUUAGCAAAAAUAAUUACAAACAGAACAAUGUAACAUGUAUGGAAUUAAUGGAACAUUAUUACAAAAUAGGGAGAUUAUAAUCCAACCAAAAUGCCACCAUCAGUUUAUUAAAAAA